Messenger RNA from Plectropomus leopardus (leopard coralgrouper), 2893 nucleotides. It is a transcript of the gene rab1ba, whose product is annotated as zRAB1B, member RAS oncogene family a. Lineage: Eukaryota; Metazoa; Chordata; Actinopteri; Perciformes; Serranidae. The record is from RefSeq and is a predicted model, not a curated record. Gene Ontology annotation, molecular function: GTPase activity; GTP binding.
UCAUUUCUUGAUUUAUAUUUAUUUAUUUCACUUUUUCUGGUUUUCUUUUUUUUGUUAAGUUUAUUUUGUUGUUGCAAACUUUCAUGGAAUUAUUUGUAUUUCUCACAGAUCUCUUGCUAACCUCUGGGUCAUCUCUUCUUUUGUUCCUCAUUACCCACUUCUUCCCAUGUUUUUGGAAAAAAAAGUCAAUUUGCCCAUUUUUCAAAGGGUUAAAUCAAUAUUUUGAUUGCAUCUCCCAUCUCUGAUGAGCAACAGUAUUGUGUGAAAGAAUGAAAAGCCUGUCCCAUAUAGACAUCUGUCACAAAGCCUGUUGAGUUAAAUGAUUCUAGAAAAUAAUAGCCCGGCCUAUUAACUGAAGUUUUACUGUAGUUGUUUUUUGACAUACUUUUUCUGAUAAACUACAAAUCCCAGCACCGCUCUAAUUCUCGAUUCAUCCUGAUUUCUGAGUAGUGACACGUCAUCUUACGUCACUACCGCACCUGCGCAGCCAUCUUGAGCCUGUAGCAAGCAACGGACACAGAAAGGCAGAAAAUAGGAGUAAAAUACAACAGCCUAACGUGUUGAAACAGGGAUAUGUCCGCUAGAAUCAAAAACAUAUGAAAAAAUAACGGUCGAAGACAGAGGAACGACCACUGGACAGUAACGGAGACGGUAAAACAGCCCUCUAAGUGCCUCGGAUACCCGGACCUCCAAGUCAUCUUUUUUGCCGGAGUAGGAAGGAAGAGUCGAGUCGCCGACAGAAAAACACAGCCAGAGUGAAACCAUGAACCCCGAAUAUGACUAUCUGUUCAAGCUCCUGCUCAUCGGAGACUCUGGAGUGGGAAAGUCCUGUCUGCUGCUGCGCUUUGCUGACGACACCUACACAGAGAGCUACAUCAGCACCAUCGGAGUGGACUUCAAGAUCCGCACCAUCGAGCUGGAUGGCAAGACCAUCAAACUGCAGAUUUGGGACACUGCAGGGCAGGAGAGGUUUCGUACCAUCACCUCCAGUUACUACCGCGGAGCCCACGGCAUCAUAGUUGUAUAUGAUGUGACAGAUCAGGAGUCCUAUAACAAUGUGAAGCAGUGGCUUCAGGAAAUCGACCGCUACGCCAGCGAAAACGUCAACAAGCUCCUGGUAGGCAACAAGUGUGACCUGACCACUAAGAAGGUGGUGGACUACACAACAGCCAAGGAGUUCGCAGACUCUUUGGCCAUCCCCUUCCUGGAGACAAGCGCCAAGAACGCCACCAACGUAGAGCAGGCUUUCAUGACCAUGGCGGCAGAGAUCAAGAAGCGCAUGGGCCCUGGGGCCACGGCCGGCGGAGACAAGCCCAACUUAAAAAUUGAGAGCACCCCUGUCAGGCAGUCCGGAGGGGGCUGCUGUUAAAAGACCCCUUGCCUUCAUCACCUCGACCAUCACCUUCACCAUCUCCACUGAAAUCUCCCUCUCUCCUCCUUCUGUGUUCCCAACAUCCUCUCUGCCACUCCCACACCUCACCAUCCCUCCAUAACAGCCUGUAACCCUCAACCACUCCCUGACCCCCCCUCCAGCAGCCCGCCCGGACAACCAGGGAGGGCUGGCCAGACAGAGGAGUAAACUGUAAGAGUGUUAAGAUCAGAAAACUUUACAAGUGUUUGUUCACCCAUCAAACAGCCAGAGUGUGAGGGAGGGACAGAAAGAGACAGAGAGGCUACUUUUACUUUCUGCCAAGAGGACAGAAAGAAAACAGAUAUGGAGGAAGAUUGGUAUUGAUUUAGAGUGGAAUGGAGGCAGUUGAAGAUUAGGUUUAGAUACCAGUGAGCUCAUCUCUUUCUACACACACACACACAAACACACACACACACACACACGCAAACACACGCAAACACACUUUAGUGGGGUGGCAGAGGUUAAAGAGAUUGCAGCCUUUUGGCCAAACCUGUCUCUCCUCAGGCUGUCUGUCUUUGCUGAUCUCAUCCUAGGGCCUCGCCCCAGUCCAAACUUUUCAUUUAUGGAAUUUUUUUACCUGCACACACACACACACACGCACGCACACACACACAAACACACGUGCUACAGGGUGUCGAGUCACACACUGCAGACGCUCUGUGGACAGUAGGAAGUGUUUCUGAACGGUGUCUCAUCAUUGCCAUUUAUUGAUGAAGAAGCAGGGAAAGCCCUUUCAGUGAGCCUCCCUCCAUCUGUCCUCUUCAUCAGCUAACACUUUAGAUUUGUAACGGUGUGUUCAGACAGAAUAAGGAGGAUUUUCACGUUAUUUCAUUGAAAUGAAUUUGACCCCAACCAAUGUACCAGAGCUGUGAGCAGUGACAGGUUUAGGUUGGAAAAAAUGAUGGAAACCAGAAAAUUACACAGUUUUACAAAAUGUUUACAUAAUCUUUUUUAAUCAAGUACCAUCCCCAUCAAAUGACACACAGGAUGCAAUUAAGUAUCUUCUUUUAACAGUAUCCUGUUGCUGGUGGGCACAGAGGCCUUUUUUCCCCUCAAAAUUUUAUUUAUUUUAAUUUUACUUUUAAAUGGUAGACUUUUAAGUAAGUGCUGAUCACAUUUUCUGUCUUCUUUAAAAGAAAUACCAACUACAAGCACAUGAGGACAACAGAGGCUGGCAAACAGCCAAUGAAAAUCAGAGUGGCAUCACGCAGUCAGCCCCACUUGGCAUCAGAUUCACAGUCGGGGCACUUGACAUUGUGAGUGUCGGGGUGUUCCCGACAUUCCCCACAUAGUGACCUGAGCCAAACACUAUGAAAACACAUUUUAAACGAUUCCAUCACUCACCCAUCUUACAUCGUGGAAUGAUAAAUAACGGCAGCCUAGGAUCGUUUAUGUAGUGCAUAAAUUAUAUUAACCCUUUGAAACCUCAAAAGACAUCACUGUUCUUGUCCUGUUUUCAGACACCUUUCACAAAUAUUUUAA